Molecule: messenger RNA, 1536 nt
Organism: Dicentrarchus labrax (European seabass)
Lineage: Eukaryota; Metazoa; Chordata; Actinopteri; Moronidae
Gene: brms1
Product: BRMS1 transcriptional repressor and anoikis regulator
Exons: 10
Coding region: 262-1062 (266 amino acids)
Biological process (GO): negative regulation of transcription by RNA polymerase II
Cellular component (GO): Sin3-type complex
Molecular function (GO): histone deacetylase binding
Source: RefSeq, a predicted model, not a curated record
AACCCACUGGUUGUAGAGUCCGGCAAAGUGUCGAACUGAAGACUGAAGUGAAGAGGAAGUGCUUUUUAAAAAUGGAAAUAUAAGAAGUGAGACUUUAAGUUUCCCUACAGCGGAGCAGAGGGAGAAGGUGAGCGGGCUCUUCUGGCCACGGUGUUGUCCGGUGAAGGGACGGUUCAGAUGUGUUUACUAACAGCAUCGCCUGCCUGCAUGGACGGAUAACGUUACUUGUUAAUCCGUGUGCAGUUGGGAGACAGGCCAGCCAUGCCCGCCCAACCCCCUGUGCGGGAGCCAGAGGAGGAGAUGGAGGCAGAAGGAGAGUCACAACUCCCUGAGGCCAACGGAGAGGUGGAGCAACCGAGAGAUAACGAAAGAGGAGGAGAGGAGACCAUGGAGGAGAGCACGGAGGAAAGGGACAGUGACUUGGAUGAGACUGAAGAGGAGGAGGAGGAAGAGGAGAGUUCAGAGAUGGAUGAUGAAGACUGUGAGCGGAGGAGAGGGGAAUGUCUAGAUGAGAUGUUGGAUCUGGAAAAACAAUUUCAGGAGCUGAAAGAGAAGUUGUUUCGGGAGCGGCUGAACCAGGUCAAAGUGAAGCUGGACGAGGUGCUGACGGGGAAGGCUGGAGAAUACAGAGAACCACUGGCUGCACUACAGAACAGCAUGCAGAUACGAACACAAGUGGCUGGAGUGUACAAGGAGCUGUGUCUACAGGUGAUCAAACACAAAUACGAGUGUGAACUACAAGGAGCAAGGCAGCACCUGGAGAGCGAACAGACGUUGCUGUUUGAUGCUAUGAAGACAGAACUGCUGGAAAAGAUACGGAGACUGGAGGAGGACAGACAGAAUAUAGACCUCACCUCAGAAUGGAGUGACGAGAUCAAGAGCAAGAAGUGUAAAAGAAAGAACCUGCUGGGUCGGUCGGAGAGGAAAAAGAAAGUAGCUCUGGUUUCAGGGCCUUUCAUUGUCUACAUGUUGAGAGACAUUGACAUCCUCGAAGACUGGACUGCUAUCAAGAAGGCAAAAGCAGCACUGUUGCCACUAAAGAAGAAAGUUGAAAAGCGGUGAUGAUAGGAGCAUCUUAUUGAAGACCAGUGGCAAAGACACCAAACUUAACACACACACAUUCCCAGCUACUUCCACUAACAGUUACGGUUUGUCUCCUUUGAUCCCAGCAACCCCACUGCUUGUUUGUUAUCUAUUGCUAUUUAAAAUAAGUUCUUAAUGAUAUGACAACCAUGUAUUUAUAGAAUGAUUUAUAAGGGUGAUUAAAAUUUUAAUCUUUUGUGACACAAGGUUUUGCAUGUUCCUCUGCUUCUCUUGUGAUCUGUGUGUGUGAUCACUUCCUACCCCAGAGUUUUAUGGCUGUACAAAAAGAAAUUGAGAUUUUUACCCAAAAAUACCAUAUUUAAUGACAUUUUACUACUGUAUACGUAUCGUUACUGUAAGAGUUUUAGGAGCAUUGUUUGGAGAGAGUAAAAUUAAAGAUUAAAGUCUAAAUAUUUGAGUAAUAAAGUUGAAUAAAAAGUUUUAAAAAACUUG